This is a messenger RNA of Chironomus riparius, 1329 nucleotides long. The record is from the annotation of a GenBank genome assembly. Lineage: Eukaryota; Metazoa; Arthropoda; Insecta; Diptera; Chironomidae.
AUGAGCCACUUGAAGCUUCCACCUUUACCGCCUUAUCAAAAGCAGCAGCGUAAAAGUUAUGCUGGUUUUGUUCGUUCGACCUCAGUUCAAUCAACUCCUUCGCCCACCUCAAAUUUUGCGACUUCAUUUCAAUUAAUUGUUACAGCACCAACUUCUUCGUUAACAAAUACAAACACGAAAAUGUCGAAUGAUCAGAAAAUCCCUGUUGGAUUUGUGACAAUGGAUCAUCAAGUCGCAGGUCAUACAUUCCAUGUUGGCACCGAGGAAAUCGGAAUGUUAAAAUCAGUUGAUGAUGGCAGUGUAUUGAAACCUGCUGGCUCUCCAAUGUGUGCUGCACGUGAAAUUAAGUUUUAUGAGCAAUUGCUGACGACAACUGAUAAAGAUAUACUUCCAUUACGUGAUUUCAUCGCUGAAUAUCGUGGUACACAAACGUUAGCUGUCGGUUCAAAGGCGGUCAACUUUAUUAAAUUACGUGAUUUGACGCAUGGCAUAUCGGAGCCGUGCGUUAUCGAUAUCAAAAUGGGUAGAAGAACAUGGGACCCGUUAGCAACGGAGCAGAAACGAGAAGCUGAGGAGAAUAAAUAUGUAGGUUGUAAAAAUACGGUUGGAUUCUGUAUUCCCGGACUUCAAACUCAUCAUAUUGCAAGUGGAACUUACAAAAAGUUUGGAAAAGAAUAUGGCAAAAAACUUAAUCAAAAUACUGUUAAAGAAGCCUUACGACUCUUUCUUAAUGCUGAUUCGGGUCUAUGUCGUCAGUUGAUUAUGCAAAUUCUCACGAAUUUAUGGGCCAUUCAGAAAUGGAUACGUACACAGAAAGUUUAUCAAUUUUAUUCAAGUUCCAUCUUAAUUAUUUAUGAUGCUCGAAAAUUACGACAAAUUCUUGAGGCAAAAGUACGAACACCAACGACGCCGGAUGGUGAAAUUAGGAGUGAGUCUCCUCUCAAUAGCUUACAGAAUCAAUUAAAACCAAAUCGUAGCAGUUCAAAUUCAUUGCGAGGCUCUGGUGAAUCAUUGAAUACAUUAGAAGCAUCCGGUAGUCCAACAGUACCAAAAACAGUAUACAGAAAAAUUCAGAGAUCACAUUCGUCCAUGAAUAAUUAUGAGCAGGAAAUGCAAAAAAUGAAGGACAAUUAUACAUUGAUGCUUGACAAUCUCGUAGGAGUCUAUGACAGCAACAAAGAAUGGGUUCAUGUAAAAAUGAUUGAUUUUGCACAUACAUUCAAUAACAAUGAGAUAUCUGAUGGACAGCCAACAGUCGAUAAAAAUUAUCUCGAUGGUAUUGAGCAUUUGGUUGAAAUGUUUGAGGAACUCCUCAAACAGUGUGAUUAA